AUGUCCGUCGUCUCACUCCUCGGGGUGAAAAACCUCAAUAACCCGGCUCCUUUCACCGCCUCUUACCAAUUCGAAAUCACCUUCGAGUGCCUCGAGCAGCUCCAGAAGGAUUUGGAAUGGAAACUCACCUACGUCGGAUCUGCCACUUCCUCCGAGUAUGACCAAGAACUCGACUCCCUCCUCGUUGGACCCAUCCCGGUCGGAGUGAACAAGUUCAUCUUCGAGGCCGACGCACCUGAUGUCAAGCGCAUUCCUACUUCCGAGAUGCUCGGCGUCACCGUCAUCCUGCUCACCUGCAGCUAUGAUGGCCGAGAGUUCGUCCGGGUUGGCUACUACGUGAACAACGAGUACGACAGCGAGGAGCUGGCAGCCGAGCCCCCUGCGAAGCCCGUUAUCGAGCGCAUUCGCCGCAAUGUCCUCGCUGAGAAGCCCCGUGUGACCCGCUUCGCCAUCAAAUGGGACUCUGAUGACUCUGCCCCCGCAGAGUACCCGCCUGACCAGCCCGAGGCCGAUGGUCUCGACGAUGAUAGUGCAGCCUACGGUGCCGAGGAGCGUGAGCUCGAGGCUGCCCUUCUCAAGGAGCUCGAGGAGUCCAACAAGCCCGCCGAGGGCGAUGACCAUGAGAUGGAAGGUGCCGAGGCCCCUGCUGGCAAGGAGGACGAGGAAGAAGAGAUCUCCGAUGCCGAGAGUGAAGAUCUUGAGGCGGAGAGUGACGAUGAUGAGGAUGACCUUGAUGAGGAAGAGGGUGGCGAUGGUGACGAUGAUGUCGAGAUGGGCGACGACGCAGAACCCAAGGAUGAUUCUGCCAAGCCAACUCACCAGCCUCAGCCUGAGCUUAUGGUACACUAG
This is a messenger RNA of Penicillium egyptiacum, 849 nucleotides long. The record is from the annotation of a GenBank genome assembly. NCBI's taxonomy places the organism in Eukaryota, Fungi, Ascomycota, Eurotiomycetes, Eurotiales, Aspergillaceae.